This is a messenger RNA of Penicillium paradoxum, 1284 nucleotides long. Its product is annotated as phosphoinositide binding protein ATG18. The record is from RefSeq and is a predicted model, not a curated record. NCBI's taxonomy places the organism in Eukaryota, Fungi, Ascomycota, Eurotiomycetes, Eurotiales, Aspergillaceae. Gene Ontology annotation, biological process: nucleophagy; protein lipidation; protein localization to phagophore assembly site. The coding region runs from base 1 to 1284 and encodes 427 amino acids. Gene Ontology annotation, cellular component: cytosol; extrinsic component of membrane; phagophore assembly site membrane. Gene Ontology annotation, molecular function: protein binding; phosphatidylinositol-3,5-bisphosphate binding; phosphatidylinositol-3-phosphate binding. The transcript has 5 exons.
AUGGCCAUGAAUUUUGUGACCUUUAAUCAGGACUAUAGCUACCUGGCUGUGGCAACAACCAAGGGAUUCCAGAUCUUCACAACUGAACCCUUUGCCAAGAGCUAUGAAGCGAAAGAAGGAAAUAUCGCCGUCAUUGAGAUGCUAUUUUCUACCUCUCUCGUGGCUCUUAUCUUGUCGCCGCGACGCUUGCAGAUUCAAAAUACCAAGCGCCAAUGCACAAUAUGCGAGUUGACAUUUCCAACAACGGUCCUUGCAGUGAAGCUGAACCGCAAGCGACUUGUUAUUGUCCUCGAGGAUCAAAUCUAUCUUUACGAUAUCCAGACAAUGAAGCUUUUGUCUACUAUUGAUACUUCACCGAAUCCACAUGCAAUCUGUACUCUGGCACCAUCCUCGGAGAAUUGCUACAUGGCAUACCCUCUUCCACAAAAAGCACCUGCAGCAGCAAAUACACCAGCGCACGCUCCGCCUGGAACAACACAUGUUGCUCCCACAACUGGUGAUGUUCUAAUAUUCGAUGCUGUAAAGCUAGAAGCCAUCAAUGUUAUCGAAGCCCACCGCUCUCCCUUAGCACUCAUUGCGCUGAACAGCGAUGGAACUCUACUUGCUACUGCCUCAGAUAAAGGAACCAUCAUUCGAAUUUUCUCCGUGCCAGAUGGCCAAAAACUGUACCAGUUCCGACGUGGCUCCAUGCCAUCACGAAUCUACAGCAUGUCCUUCAAUACGACAUCCACACUCUUAUGUGUUUCAUCAUCAACCGAGACCGUUCAUAUAUUCAAAUUAACCCAGCAAGGACCAUCGUCGGAUGGGUCUUCGUCGCAUUCUCAGCCAGGCCGGGACCAAAAUUCUCCGCCCAAUGCUUCCGGAUAUUCUCAUGAUGAUGAUGACACGGGCGGUGAUGCGGGCUCUGAUUCUUCUGUGCGGAAACAUAACGGCACUUUGAUGGGGAUGCUUCGCCGGACGUCACAGAAUGUCGGUGGUGCUGUUGCAGCCAGGGUGGGCGGAUAUCUUCCUAAGGGAAUGAGCGAAAUGUGGGAGCCAGCGCGCGAUUUUGCUUGGAUUAGACUCCCGCGAUCAAACCCGGCACUCAGUGGAAAUGCAGGCUCAGGACCUUUGAGGAGCGUGGUUGCAAUGAGCAGUAACACUCCUCAGGUCAUGGUUGUCACAAGCGAUGGCAACUUCUAUGUCUUCAAUAUUGAUUUGUCAAAAGGCGGAGAAGGAACUUUGACGAAACAAUAUUCAGUCGUUGAUUCUAACGAUAGGUUGGGCUACACUGCAGAGUACUGA